CUCGUGAAGAGGCAGAGUUUUUUGUUCGAGAAAUAAACGAACCCGUUUGUCCAGGUUGCUGGACAAACUGGUUCUGGUGUUCAGGUAUUUUAGAGGACACUGAGAAAUGACAUCGUCUCAGUGAAGACGAGAGACUGUGAGAGCUCGGAGGACUGAGCGGCGCUGCCUCAUCACACAGAGACGCCAUCAUGUCCAACUCGAUGAUCAUCAGGCAGCCUCAGCCUGUGAUGGUGAUCCAAGACUCUGAUGAGUGGGGGUCUGGGAUCUGUGACUGCUGCCAAGAUGUGCCAGAGUGCUGUUGUGCUUUCUGGUGUUGUCCCUGCUUUGCCUGCAAAGUCACCGACACCUAUGGAGAAGCUCUAUGCCUUCCCCUGCUGGACAUUUUCGGUAUGGUACCGCCUGCCACCUUGGCCAUGAGGGUGGCCAUGCGUCACCGUUAUGGCAUCGCCGGUAACCUUUGCACGGACUGCAUCUACGCCAGCUUCUGCACCACCUGCACCUGGUGUCAGAUGUCCAGAGAGAUGAGGAGAAGAAACAUCCAGGUCACUCUGGUCGGCGCCAAAAGAACAUGAUCAACGAACCACCGCACGCGUUCAUUUUAUGUCUUUUAAAAUCUAAACUUCAAACAUUUAUUUAGAAAGGCUUUUAAAAAAAAACCUGGCAGCACUGUGACACUUUCCUUCUGUACAUUUUCCUCAUUAUAUUGUAUGUUUUAUGAUCAUUCGAUGUUCAGUAAAAACACUGUGGCUACAUUGUCGGUGUUGUAAAGGGCUACAUGAGUAGACAAUCAAUGUGAUAGGGCUGUAUCUGCUUCUUUUAUAGCUGUGAAAUACAAUAAAAUGACUGAUGUCAAGUGUCAAAGAUAUAAAUAUGACUUGUGCCCCACUGUAAAAAGCAAGAAAUUGGACAAAGUUGGAACAAAUAUGUUUUUUUAAUAUGAGCAGAGACUAAAAUCCACCAUAACCCACAGGCAAAAACAGUUUUUUCUAUAGAUGUCAUAAGAGUUUUUUGUGUGUGUGAAGUUUAAUGACCUAUCAUUAUUGUCAUGCAUUCGAAAUACACAUAUGUCCAUUUUGAAUCCA
This is a messenger RNA of Solea senegalensis (Senegalese sole), 1082 nucleotides long. It is a transcript of the gene ponzr2, whose product is annotated as plac8 onzin related protein 2. The record is from RefSeq and is a predicted model, not a curated record. The coding region runs from base 189 to 572 and encodes 127 amino acids. NCBI's taxonomy places the organism in Eukaryota, Metazoa, Chordata, Actinopteri, Pleuronectiformes, Soleidae. The transcript has 4 exons.